Messenger RNA from Rotaria sp. Silwood1, 1458 nucleotides. The record is from the annotation of a GenBank genome assembly. NCBI's taxonomy places the organism in Eukaryota, Metazoa, Rotifera, Eurotatoria, Philodinida, Philodinidae.
AUGUCGUCCAUCAAUUACAAUAAUAAUAAUCAAAUACCUUUACAAGAUCCCAAUGUACCACCACGUCUAGUAAGAAACAUAAGUCAUCGUGGUGGUGUUUUAGGGCGCAACAAUAAUUAUUUAGGGCGCAAUAAUAAUUAUUAUAGACAAGGCGAUCAAUUUUAUUAUCGGAGUAGACGUAAUCAAUUUUAUCGUCAAAAUAGAGGCAAUAGAUUGAAUUAUCGACGUUAUCCUUCAAAUUAUUAUCGUCGCAAUAUCUUCUAUAAUCGAAACUAUCCAUCACCACGACAAUUUGAUAGUCCAUAUGAUGUAGGUGGAUAUGGUUUUGCAAGUCGGAGACAACAACAACAGCAAAGAUCAGGCCAACCUGUUAGAUCGCUUAGUUGGCGUCGAUUAAGUAAUCGUCCAAGAAGACGAGGUCCACGACAAAUUCGUUUAAAUGAUUUUAUGCCAACUGAAAUACGUGAGCCUUCACCAAAUCUUCCAUCUGAAUUUAAUAUAGCUACAACAAUUGCACCGACUACAACAACAACUACAACAGCUACAUCAGACGCAUUACCGCAGCGUGAAAUAUUUGCCAGAAGAAAUACUACUCAAUCAUUUACUGUCAAUGAAAAUAAUCAAAAUCAACGGGUACAACGUAAAACUACGUCUUCAUUUAGACGUCGGCAACGUCGUAAUAAUCGAUUUGCUGUAUUACCUGAUGAAAAUGAUAAAUUAUCUGAUGUGGAAGUAGAAGUGACAGAUGAACCAAUACCGUCAAUUAUUAAUAAGAAACAAAGAAAAGAUAAGAAUAAGAAAAAGAUUCGUCGAUAUCUUGAGCCAAAUCGUAUAUUGAAAUGGUUAGAAGAUCAUUCAAGAAGUUCAAAAAAUGCUAUAAUGGGUCGUGGUAAUCAAGCAUAUGUAUUAGCUUCAGCUUCAAUUUAUGAUGAAUGGGUUCGAAAUAAUUAUGAAUUACAAGUUUGGCAAGCUUAUUUUAAAAUGGGUACAGAACAAAAACCUUGGGCUAAAGAAAUUAUUCGACGUACAAAACGACGUGAUGAUAAAAUAAAUACUCGAUUUGUACAAAAGAAAAUUAAUCGUUUAACAAGUGAUAUUACUAGAGUAUGUGCUACUAUUUCAGAACUUCAAAUUCAAUUAUCUACAUAUUGGAUACAAACAAUUUCUGAAAUUGCAAAUCAAAAAUUAGCGCAAGCAACAGCUAAUAUAGUAGCUAAAAAAUUAACAGUAGAAAAAGCACGUCAACCAGUAACUACGGUAACUGUAGGAACAGAUACAGACGAUGAAUUAGUUACAGGAACUGUAGAAACAGCUCCAACUGUUGCUGCUACUACGACUACCUGUAAAAAUUAUGCUCGAGAACCAGUUGAACGUAUAGAAAAAUCAUACUAUGGGCUAUUUAAUUUCAGUCUGAAUUUAUCAACUAAAAAUAAUACUUCAUUUCAAACUGAAACGUGA